AUAAUCUAUAUUACAUGAAUAACAUGUUAUGUUAUUCAAGUGAUUAGUAUAAGUACGAUGAUAAACGACUGAUAAACAAUCAAUAAUUUUACUAAACAAAUAGCUUCGAAAAGUAACUACUGCGCGCAGCUUAGUGUUUCAAGGUUCAACUACAAAGUGGAUAAAUAAAGUAGAAAUCAUAUGAUGUUGUUGUGAUGUGUCUGCACCUAACCUCAUUCACCGUAAUAGAAAACAAUGGAAGUGUUUAACAACAUAAAAGACUUUCUGAAUGCCAAACACCUGCUCACGCAGAGCGGAGAUACAUUGAAUACGAUAGACGGUUCAUGUGUUGAUUGUGAAGCGGGAACCCAGAUUCUGCAGCACUUCCAGCAGGAAUGGGAGGAUCUACACAGGAAGAACGAGGAGAAUGCCGAGAGGGCGGAGCAACUGGCCGAAAUCAUUUCUGAAACUCAUAGGACCAUCACCAAUAAAAACGCGUAUAUCACUAAGAUUAACCAAUUGAUUGGAGCUACACCUUGCUUGAAGGAUACCGUCGAACAGUGCGCCCGACAAAUCUCCGAACUUCAUCAACUUUUCGAAGACGUGGAAAAAGCUCUCGUGGAUUUCGAGGAUGUGAUAGAAGAAGUAGAACUGCAGCAUAUGAAGAAUGAGCAUCGGUACCAAUUGGCACUAUAUCAGGAGAAACGAAUAGCAAAUCUAGAGACGUGUCGUCUCGAUUUAGCCAAUAAGCACGCUCAGCGCGUCUCGGAUAUAGAGCACAAGAACAAACGGACGUUGCAAGAGAGGCAGCAAGUAUUUCAGGAGGCAUUCAAAAAUGAUUUAGAAACCUAUAAGAUUUUAGGAGCAAUACCAAAAAUUGAAGCAGUAAAAGCUCAGCCAAGUGCUUUGCUUGAGGAAAUUCAACUCGACAUGGACGAUACGGAACUUAACAACUUUCUAGAUGACAAAUGAUACUUAUUAUAUAUAUAUAUAUAGUUGACUAAAUUUCUGUAUAUUUUUAUUAAAUAUAUUUUUCCUUUAUUAUUA
Molecule: messenger RNA, 1026 nt
Organism: Nicrophorus vespilloides
Lineage: Eukaryota; Metazoa; Arthropoda; Insecta; Coleoptera; Silphidae
Gene: Dysb
Product: dysbindin protein homolog
Exons: 3
Coding region: 235-951 (238 amino acids)
Biological process (GO): negative regulation of protein kinase activity
Cellular component (GO): cytoplasm
Source: RefSeq, a predicted model, not a curated record